This is a messenger RNA of Parasteatoda tepidariorum (common house spider), 2062 nucleotides long. Lineage: Eukaryota; Metazoa; Arthropoda; Arachnida; Araneae; Theridiidae. The record is from RefSeq and is a predicted model, not a curated record.
UCCACAUUUUCUCAUUUUAUAUUUCUUUUAAUGGAAAAAAAACAGUUCUUUUCAGAGCUAAUCGCUAAAAUUUAAUACGUUUUAUACUUUAAAAAUAUAAUCACUAACUUAUUUAGAUUUAAUUCAUAUCUGUGUAACUUGUAUUACAAAAUGCAUAGUAUUAACAGAAGUUAUAGAAAGCCAAAAGCAAGACCAUCGAAAAAAAAACUUUUGGCUCAACAAAGAAAUCAAGCUAGAUGGAAGAAAGAUGUUAGUAAAGAUGAGAAUAUUUUACCCCAGGAAGAUACUCCCCUUUCUUCAACAACUGAACUAAAUACUAGUGUUAGUGCUCGCAAAUUGCAAUUCCCUGUGAGAACUUUGAACAAUAGUCAAGUUACUUCUAAGGAAGUUCAGAAGACCCCUAACUAUGUUCUUAUGAACAAAAAUAUGUGGAGUACUUUACUCAAAAACAUAAAUUGUACUCAAUGUGAUGAAGCAGCUGUUGAUGUUGCUUUCAAAGAACAAUAUGGGUAUUCUUCCAAACUAGAACUAUAUUGCAGAAAUUGUGAAACAAUGCUUGGAUCAACUUUUUCUAGUCCUCGUUGUGAAGAUUCAAAAUCUUUUCUCGCCAACAUAGAACUUGUCGAAGCAUUUCUGAAAAUUGGUAAAGGACACGCAUCUUUGGAACAAUUUUCUAUUGCUUUAGGAAUUCAAACAAUGGACAAAAAAACUUUCUCAAAAUGUUUGCAAACUCUAUGUGAAGAAAAGAAAACAUUUAGAGAGGAUAUGCUGUGUGUUGCCCGCCAAAUUGUUCGAAAGACACAUUUUGAAAUAAAUUGUUUAUCUGAUGACGAAAAACUUCUUGACAUCACAGUCUCGUUCGAUGGUUCGUGGCACAAGCGAGGCCAUACAUCGCUAUAUGGACUUGGCGUCGUAAUCGAUGUGUUGACGGGAUUAGCCGUAGACUUUGAAAUCUCAUCCAAAUAUUGCUCGCAAUGCACUGCGGCUAAAAGAGACUUGGGAAACGAUAGUGCUGAAUUCUCCAUUUGGUAUAAUGGGCACAAGUCGGAGUGUUCAAAAAAUUUCAGCGGGUCCUCAGGCUCCAUGGAGAUGGUUCUUGCAGGCAUAUUAUGGAGCAGAUCUGUAAAAAAUUGUGGUUUCCGCUACCUAAAUAUUGUAUCAGAUGGAGAUUCGAGAACUUAUCAACAUCUAGUUGAAUUAAAACCUUACGGCGAGGAUGUGCAAAUCGUAAAAGAGGAAUGCCUCAACCAUGUGUCCAAAAGACUGGGCACAGGGUUGCGCAAUAAAGUAAAAGAGCUGAGAAGUAAAGGAGUAACGAUCGGAGGGCGCAAAAAAGGCAGCCUCAAAGAAAGUACCAUAAUAAAGUUAACAAAUUUUUAUAGGAAGGCAAUCAAAGACAAUUGUCCAGACAUAACAAAAAUGAAAUCAGCUAUAUACGCUUCUUUACUGCAUUGUUCAUCGUCUGACAAAGCACCGAAACACAGUAAAUGUCCAACCGGUGUACAAUCUUGGUGCUUUUUUCAAAGGGCACUUGCUACCUCAGAAAUUCAACCUUCUCAUGAAGCUAUGAAAACUUACAUCUCAGAAGAUGUGCUCUCCAAAAUUUUGCCAAUAUAUCAGAGGCUAGCGAGUGAUGAACUGUUGAAGAGAUGUACGUCAGGUGGAACACAAAAUGCCAAUGAGAGCAUUCAUAGCCUCAUUUGGAAUAAGUGUUCAAAAGAAACAUUUGUCUCGAAAGAACGCUUGGAGUUCGCAGUGAUUUCAAGUGUAUCUGAAUUUAACUUUGGCUGUGUAAAUACAUUGUACCUUGAAAAAGACGAAACAGACUACUUUUCUUUGAACAUUGCCGAAAAACGAGAUAAGCGUCGUUUAUCACAAAGUGCUCAAAGGAACACUAAAUUGUAUAAAAGACACAGAUUAACUAAAAAGUAUGGCACUGUGAAUGAAGAAAAAAAAAAUGUUAAAAAAGAAGGCAGUACAUAUGCACCUGGAAAAUUUUAAGGUGAAAUGCUUCUAAAUUUUGUUUUUCUAAUGCAAUCAAUUAUUAUAGCAAUUUUUAUUU